This is a messenger RNA of Prunus armeniaca (apricot), 873 nucleotides long. The record is from the annotation of a GenBank genome assembly. NCBI's taxonomy places the organism in Eukaryota, Viridiplantae, Streptophyta, Magnoliopsida, Rosales, Rosaceae.
AUGUCUUCCGUCACACUGCUUGUAAUUUUUCUUGAUUCUAUCCUCAUGGUUUUUUUUAAAAUCUGCAUCAAAGUACUUUCCACCAAAGCAAAGAGUCUACAAGUUAAUAAUACCACCACUAGCGCCGAAUUGACCAACCUUCUGUUUACUAUGACAGAUAACCUCCGGUUAUAUGCUGGACUAGCGUUUAUUUUCUUUUGUGCGUUCUCUUUUAUCUCGUUAUUCUUCGUAACAGCUUCAAUCAUAGGAUCUGCAGUAACGUACUGCAGAAAAGACUUAUCUACCAAGGAACUUCUAUUACGGGCAGUGAAAUCGAUGAAGAGAACGGUUGUCAGUUGGUUAUACAUAAAGCUGCUUGAUCUAGGCUAUUGUCUUCUAGUAGCACUUCUGCUUCUUUUACUAGUGCUGAUUUUCAAUAUUACAUUCACUAUACUGGCUUUCUCUAUGAUCUUAUUGGUUGUAGCUCUAUUUUUCCGAACUUAUCUAGAUGUUGUCUGGAGUUUAGCCCUCGUUGUUUCGGUACUGGAAGACAUAUGUGGCAUUGAGGCUCUUGGAAAAGCUGCACGCCUUGUCAAGGGAUCAAAGCUACGUGGGUUUUUUCUGAAUCUUUUUGUAGCAUUCUCUAUGUCUAUGUUCAGUGGUUUGGUGACGAUUGGGACUGUAGCCUUUCCAGAGAAUGCAAGAAUGGUUCCAUCUCUCUUCUCAUAUUCUAUAACCUGCCUGAUCACCAUGUUUUUAUACAUGUCAUACACAGUCCUCUACUAUGAGUGCAAGAAGACUCAUGGAGAAGAGGUUGAAAGGAAACCAAGCACGGAAUAUACUAAAGUGGCCUUUACCGAGUCCACUCCACUUCUCUGUGCAGAUGCACCAUGA